AUGACUCAUCAUCACCUUUGCACGCUGUUUUUGCCUCACUUUAGGACGGCCGUGGACUUAAGGUUAUGCAGUGACAUUUAUCGACGAAGUGCUGGGCUAGACGGCAACUGCUGGACGGUGAAUCCUCACAAACGUCAUGAUAUUUCCAGAAUGGAGCGCCCAGAGUAUACACCUGGCACGUCAGAGAUUGGCUCCCUGACAGCACAUUCCAACGAGGACAGUCAAUUUGUCGGUAGUUCUAGCGGCGUCUACUUCGUCAACACGGUGAAAAGGGCCUUUUCAACUGGUCUCAAUGGAUCAGGGUUCCCAGAGACAGAAUUUCCGACAGCGGAGGAUACGUUAGUUGGUGCAGAUGACUUGCCCCGACAUAAGAAGAGACAGCGCCUGGCAGCCUCUAGCGCAGAUUCCGGUUCCUCACCUGGAGCGAGGGAGGCACCUUUGCAGUGGAAGUAUGACCCACAAGUAGCAGCCUACCUGGGCAAUGCGCCGCCACUGGAACUGGCAAAAGAGCUGAUGAUGGCCUACUUCAAAGUCUGGCAUCCCCUCUUUCCGUUCCUGCAUGGGCCCACCUUCCUGCAGGCCAUGGAGACGUUAUAUUCGAACGCACCGGAAACAGGGACAAGCGAGAAAAUAACCCCGGAUCACCGAAGCGCCUGUUGGACGGUGAUCUUUCAAUGUAGCUUCCAUCUUGGAGCCCUACUUUGUCCUGAUGUGGAGGUCCCGCCAGGAUGCCAAAUUCAGUCCCCUGGCAGCAUGACUGCUUUGCUGGGCAGCCUUUCAAUACGACAUGAUAUCGCCUCCCUACAAGCACUUCUUGCUGCCCAGGUCUUUCUUGUUGCUAAAAUGUCACUCAGGCCGGCGUCAACAUUCGGCGGGUGUAUUUUGCGGUCGAUGCUUCACGCUGGAUUGCAUCGUUGCCCAUUUCGCUAUGCCCAGCUCUCGUCCCAUGAUCGGCAAUUGCGGAAGAGAAUUUUCUGGUGCGCAUAUGCCAUCGAUAGAUAUCUGAGCCAGGCACUUGGCUUGCCGCUAGGUAUCCAGGACUCAGACAUUGACGUCUGUUUGCCAGCUGCACCGGAAUUGCAUUCUCCGCCACGAGUCAGAAUUUCUAAUCCGAUAUUGUCUACAUCGAAAUCAAAAGAAGAGACUGGGCACGCAUACGAUGGAGCUGAAAAUCCCACGGAGGAGAGUGUCACUUCGGACCGCCCACGUUCUGUGAGUGCCGCACGUCGGGACAGCCACAUGGAAGAACACCGCAAAAAGGAGGGUGUUCUGGCCAGUUUUGUGGACUCUGGUACACUGACCGGGCGAGCUCUGGAAUUAUUUCACAAAUCUAUUCUCGUUCGUUCCGUCUCCAGGAGUGCAAAGCUUUUUUUAGUGACGGAUGUCCACAAGUGGUGGAACAGCCUCCCUGUUGAGCUUCAAGGGAAAUCACCCGGUGCUGGUGAAGAUCCAAACUUGCCGCUUGCCGACAUCCCCUUUGACUUUGGACCUUUCUUCACAAUCCUAUAUCAGCACCUGAUUUUGAUCAUCAAUCGACCUUCACUCUCACUGGAUCCUUCAUCUGCGGAAUUUUCUUCUGGACUGCAGACGUGCAUUGGGGCAGCCCGCGCCAUUCUUGCUGCGUUACGGCUUCAGGUGGACAAUCAGCAGGCCUUUUUCUGGCCUGGAUUUUUGUCGGCUGCUUGGAUGUCCGGGCUCGUCUUGGCAUUUGCCUGCCAACUUAAGCAAUACACGUUGGGGAAGGGACUACAGGAAAUCGAAGAGUGUUUGACCUUUUUGCACUGCAUGUCUUCUCAGUGGGAAACUGCAAGGCACUGUCAAAUGACUUUGUCAUUGCUGUCCACAAAGAUCAAACAAAUGGAAGACGACCCAAAUUUAGCAGUGAACUCACAUUCUUAUGCCCUUGGAAGGAUGGAAAGAGCAAAGGACUCGCUAGGGCCGUCGAACCCGCACGAAAAAACAACUAUGAGAAGCGGUGGCCAAUGCAGAUAUCGAGCUGAGCAGGUCUAUCCUACGGAUCGUGAAAGUCUCCAAACCUUUAUUUAUGACCAUGGAGGACCUAGGAUUUCUUCGGCUCCAGUCACCUCUGAGCAUCAGCCAAACUUUGAUGGAGAGGGAUCAGCUACCGAGAGACCAUCUUCACAAAUCCUGGAAGUUCAGAACAUGGAUACCAAUUACCUGGCUGGGGGUUCCAGCUUUGAUCUGAACAUGGGAGAUCUAUUUGAAGGGUCAGGUUUCGACUCGCUACUUGAUAUGAUUGGGCAGCAGUAUCCCGGUUUUUAG
Penicillium brasilianum is the source of this 2283-nucleotide messenger RNA. Lineage: Eukaryota; Fungi; Ascomycota; Eurotiomycetes; Eurotiales; Aspergillaceae. The record is from the annotation of a GenBank genome assembly.